This is a messenger RNA of Mytilinidion resinicola, 834 nucleotides long. RefSeq lists its product as uncharacterized. Gene Ontology annotation, biological process: fungal-type cell wall organization. NCBI's taxonomy places the organism in Eukaryota, Fungi, Ascomycota, Dothideomycetes, Mytilinidiales, Mytilinidiaceae. The transcript is spliced from 2 exons. Gene Ontology annotation, cellular component: fungal-type cell wall; plasma membrane. The annotation marks the transcript as partial. The record is from RefSeq and is a predicted model, not a curated record.
UGCAAUGGAACGACGACGAUACAAAAGCAAGACGACGCGACAGCCCUUGCUAGCUGCACGACUUUCACAGGGGACGUGACCAUAGCGACUGGCGUCACCGAUCAAAUUGACGUCGGAGACUUACAACGCGUCAACGGCGACUUCGUCGUAACUAAUGUCUCGCUCUUCUCAAGCUUGGGUGGGCCCAGCCAGGAGAAGAUUGACGGCAAAUGCGUAAUGAAUGAGGUUCAAGUCCUUACAACACUUAGCUUUCCAGACCUCACCAACGUAGGAGAUAUCGAAUGGAACGCCCUGCCAAAUCUUCAGCAAUUUAUUUUCACAGCUGGUAUCAACUUGGUUACGGGGGUCAGGAUCCAGUACAGUGAGUUGGAUAGUCUGGAUGGGCUCAAUAUAAAGGUGGCGGACACUGUUCUUAUCGCAAACAACCGAUACCUAAACAAUAUUUCGAUCCCACUCACCAACAUCGGUAGUUCAUUGACCAUAGAAGCGAAUAACCCCGCCGUAAACAUAUCAUUUCCUAGCCUGCAAUGGGCAAGCAAUAUAACAAUCAGAAAUGCGUCUUCAAUAGAUAUGCCGUCUCUUAAUUAUGUGGACGAUUCUUGGGGUAUUUCCUGUUGCGACAUGGAGGAUCUUACCGUGAAUACUCUGAGUGUUAUCAAAGGGGCCCUCGAAAUGCACAGCAAUACCUAUCUCAGAAAGGUCUCAAUGCCCAAUAUUCUGUCGGUUGGAAGCCUGGCAAUUCAGAACAACACCGUGAUUGAAUCGAUCAAUGGGUUCGGCCAACUUGGUACAGUAAAUGGGACUAUCGAGUUUGAUGGCGAUUUCAACAAGUAA